UCAGAUAAAUUAAAAUAAUUCCACUUACCAUGUCAACUUUGGAUACUUCCCCGUCUGCAUCGCAAAACGAAAAAACAACUUUCACAGACGAUCAACAUGCCUCCAAUUUGUUAAGAAAACUACUAAAAUUAUAUGAAAAAGAAGAAUUAUUUGACUUUCUUCUGAUAGCCGGAGAAGAUCGCAUCAAGAUCCAAGUCCACAAAAUUGUGCUCACAGCUUUGAGUGAGUAUUUUUUGGAAAUAUUUCGUGGUCUUCCUAAAACUUCGAAGAUCAAUGAAUUAGAAAUAAAAGAAGUCGAAGGUUCGACUCUUAAAUUGAUAAUUGAUUACAUGUAUUCCGGGUCGAUUGACCUGAAGCUUGAAAACAUUGAGUCACUUCUGCGAAGUGCUGUGUUGCUAAAAAUGGCAAACCUGGUCAAAGGUUGUUGCGAGUUUCUUGAAAACAAUCUCAACAUUGACAACUGUUUGCGUUGGUCACACUUGGCCAAGGAACUUGGUUUGUCCGAACUUCAGGAAAAGACUUUGAACUUUAUUUAUGCAAACUUUGAUAAAGUAACAAAGGGAAAUGAGUUCUUAGUAUUGAAUGAAAUUGAACUUAAAGACUUGCUAUUUAAGAAUAACUCAUAUCGAGACUUGGAGGAACAAGUUUUUCUUAGUUUGGUGGAUUGGAUCGAAUAUGAGAAAGUUGAUCGGAGACAUCUUUUGUUUGAAUUGCUCUCAAUGGUUCGCUAUCAACUACUUUCGGCCAAGUUUAUCAUCAAAAAUAGAAAGUUAGUUUGUAAAACUGCUGAAUAUAAAAUCUUGGAAUUAAUUUGCACUUGGCUUGAGUAUCACUUGUGUCCGGAAUCUCGAACAAGUGAUGACCAAAUCGCUACUUUGGCUUCCAGACCAAAAAUUAAAGCUCUUGCUAAAAAAGAUGUUUCUAAUUUUUUAGUUGUACAUUUAAACGAUGAGUUUGAACCUGAAAUAAGAAGCUACAAUAAAACAUUAAAAACCUGUUCUUUGGAGAAGCGGUUUACUCCACUUUCAACAAAGAAAUUCAAGUAUUCUUUGAUUACAAUUGAUGAAAAACUAUACGUUGUUGGCGGGCAAAUAGGUGAUACGAAAAAAAGCGUUGAGUGCUUGGAUUUUAAAACAUUUAAGUGGACUAAUUUGCCUCCCAUGCGUUUUGCCAGAUGUAAUAGUCAAUUAGCCAAUUUAAACGGACAUUUAUGUGUCUUUGGUGGUUAUGAGAAAUCUGACGAAGAAAGUUUUAUUGAUUCGGUGGAAAUUUUUAACUUCUCAACAAAGAAAUGGACAGAUUUGCAUCCGCCAAUAAAACCAAACCAAAAAAAUAAGAUCGUUGGUCACAAUGGCAUAUUGUACAUAUUCGAUUUUCAUUACGGUCGUUUGCAAUGUUAUGAUGUGUCCGCUAAUCAAUGGACAUUGAAAAAACUACCGAUCGAUAAUAAUAUAGGAGGAUUCCGUAUUGCAGCAGUGGACAAUUAUUUGUAUGCAUUAAUCGGUGGAGAAUUCAAAAAAUUAAACGAAUGGAUUGUUUUUGAGAAACUUACCAUCAAACGUUUUGAUUUAUCCCAAGAUACUUGGACUGAGAUGGGGAUUAUAAAUGAUAAAGGAUUUCUUCCGAAAGCACUCACAGUUGUUGGAAGUAAUAUUUUGUUUGUAAACGGAAAUAAUCAUAUCUCUGAGUAUAAUCCUGAAACUAAGAGAAUAACUGACAUAAAUUCAUCUGUAAAAUAUUACUGCAAUGCUUUAAUUUUUCAAUCAAAAUAAAAUAAAAC
Episyrphus balteatus (marmalade hoverfly) is the source of this 1780-nucleotide messenger RNA. RefSeq names its product kelch-like protein 5. The transcript has 2 exons. The record is from RefSeq and is a predicted model, not a curated record. Lineage: Eukaryota; Metazoa; Arthropoda; Insecta; Diptera; Syrphidae. Gene Ontology annotation, molecular function: protein binding. The coding region runs from base 30 to 1772 and encodes 580 amino acids.